UAUAUAUAUAUAUAUAUAUAUAUGCCCAUCUGAAGAAUUUGUGAUAACUGCAUCCUGUUAUGAACAAGGAUAGAUGGUGACUUUAUGGACUCAGUCAAAUAAAAAAUCUCUUCCCAUCUACUGAGAUUUGGAAUGUCAUGAAGAUGAAUAAUUUAUUUCAACUACUUUCGCUUAUAAGUCAACUAUUUCUCUGUCAAAUCUCUGCACACGAUAUCCCCCACCUUGCAUCACACACAAAUUCAACCUUUAUUAAUGAUACAAAAUGGAUAGAAAGUACUUUAGAAGCUGAAAUACAAAAAUUACUCAUCACUUAUGUUCGUACCGAGCGACCAAGGAAUAAACUACUGAUGAGUAUUAGCAAUGUUUCAGAAGUUAAGUCUAACCAAAAGUUGUACACCGGACCAUUGAUUGUUGAAGUCAAUACAUUUAUUCAUAGUUUCAGUUCAAUUAGUGUGGUUAACAUGGAUUUCACAGUGGACUUUAUGUUACGUCAGCGAUGGUUGGAUACACGACUUAAAAUUCCUGGCAAACAUAAAUUUUCUCACCUGCCUAUAUCAUAUGCAAAGAAUUUAAUAUGGAUACCAGAUUUGUUUUUUCGUAAUGCUAAACAUGGAUUUCUGCAUGAUAUGACUACACCGAAUUACUUGAUUUGGAUUGAUUCUGAUGGUUUGAUAACAUUUAGUCAAAAGAUUUCUAUGAAACUGUCAUGUCAUAUGAUAUUGCAUACAUUUCCAUUUGAUACGCAACAUUGUACAAUGAAUAUUGGUAGUUAUGGUUAUUCAAAAAGUGAUUUAGACUUUCGUUGGUGGAAUGCAGAUGGAUAUGAUCAAUUCGGUACAAUUUCAACGUCGAAUCAGUCGAAACAAAUGGCUGUACAAAUACGUUCUGGAUUAGAAAUUAAUGAAUUUGAUUUAUUAUCUUACGAAACAAACUACUGUAAUAUGGAGUACUCAACUACUGGACAAUUCUCAUGCAUAGAAGCUGUAUUUUACUUAAAACGACGUUUCGGUUUCUACCUUAUUUAUGCCUAUUUACCAUCACUUCUUCUUGUCAUCAUAGCUUGGCUAUCGUUCUUUGUGGAUUAUGAAGCUGUACCAGCACGAAUUUCUAUAGGACUACUGUGUGUUUUAGCCUUAAUAACACAAAGUGCAGCAAUAUUAACUCAAGUUCCACGUGUUUCUUAUACCAAAGGUAUUGACAUUUGGUUAUUUGUGUGCUUAGCGUUUGUUGUAAGUUCUUUGCUUGAAUUUGCCAUCACCAACUCUUUGGCUAGAAAGAGAACAAAACCUGCUAAUUCAAACAUCCUAAAAUAUGUUGGGCAAGAUUGUAUGGUUUUAACUACAUGUGACGCUUUAUCAGACUUUCUCAGUAAACAGAAUAACCAGAUAACUAAUCGCAGCUCAAACAAUGACAAAAGUGAUUUAAAACCAUUGAAUAAUGAAGCUGAAUGUUCCCAGAGUUUAAUUAAUUCGCCUGAACUAAAUACCUCGAAAAAAAGUGAAGUUCGUUCAUUGGAUUCACUGCCGAUAAUUUGUCAUCAGAAACUGAUAACUUUGAGUCAUAAAAGCACAUCUUUAAAAGAACCAUCAGUUGAUAUAUCAUUCUUAUUAGAUCGUGCAUGGGCAAUUAUUUAUCCGAUUAUAUUUGGCAUAUUCAAUGCAGUUUAUUGGAUAUACUUUCUGAAGUAUCAGUAAAUGUCAAUAAGAUAAAUUUAAGCACAGUGUCGUUUAAAAGAUUAAUCUACAAAUAUUUUUGUUGGACGAAGACAGUUUUGAAUAAUUUAUCUAUGUUUCAGUAUGUAACAGUGUAUUUUGUACAAUAUUUUUAGGAAAAAAAGUGAAUAAUUUAUUCACAAAGAAGUUUUCUGUAGUCAGAAAAUCCCUUUUAAUUAAUGGGAGACUUUGUAACACAUAAACUUAUUUUCAACCUUCAAACUUCACGUAUAAUCUUCAUCUCAUAAAACAAAACAGUUUGGUUCAUUUGAAAUCCAUGUAAAGCACAUGACUAUUUUUUGUAAACCGAUUACAAAUCACGUCAUUCAAAUUCUACAUCAUAUUAACGACAGAGUUUUGAUUUAAUUCUGAUUAAUUUUGAAUUGUGUAUAAGGCAUUUAACCUAACUGUUCGUGAACUUCUACAUCAUCCUGAGAUUUUAAUCAAGAAAGAAAUAAGCACAAAACGUUAACCAAUCUUCAAUUAAUUUCACGCAUUACACAGUAACUUUAGUGUGGUAAUAAUAACUGUUUAUUGGUUCAGUAAGUGAAAAAGUCUCAGAAGUCAUUUAUUUUUCUUAUUGUUUCAUUUUCCCUAAGUGGAUUUAUUAUAAAUUCACAGUGAUCGAGUCUUAUAGGAAUGUCGUUGUCAUUUAGAGCACAGUUUAUUGUUCCUGAACAUGUCAAGAAAAACCUAAUGAUUUUAUGACUUGCCAUGGAAUUGUGUGCUAAUCCAUUUUGUAUUUUGUUAAUAAUACAAUUUAAGCGUUAUCUAAUAUUGGUAUUGAAUUAUUCUUGUUGUACAUGCUAUGUGCUUAUUUGAUAAAUAAAGUUUAAGUUAUG
Messenger RNA from Trichobilharzia regenti, 2554 nucleotides. NCBI's taxonomy places the organism in Eukaryota, Metazoa, Platyhelminthes, Trematoda, Strigeidida, Schistosomatidae. The record is from the annotation of a GenBank genome assembly.